This is a messenger RNA of Filobasidium floriforme, 4212 nucleotides long. RefSeq lists its product as uncharacterized. The transcript has 18 exons. The record is from RefSeq and is a predicted model, not a curated record. NCBI's taxonomy places the organism in Eukaryota, Fungi, Basidiomycota, Tremellomycetes, Filobasidiales, Filobasidiaceae. The coding region runs from base 89 to 3991 and encodes 1300 amino acids. Gene Ontology annotation, molecular function: guanyl-nucleotide exchange factor activity.
UGAUCCUUCAGAGAGACAACGAAUGCCCACUCCCUCAUGGAUGAAACGGAGUCUUGUUCCAUGUUCAUGCUCUUAUCCAGUAGAGUGAAUGCUACCUACAACACCUCGCCGCCCGGCAUCAGCGGGACCGACAGGCCGUAAUGUCAUAUCUCCGCAGAGUUUGAAUCGACAACUGCCACAGCUACCUCCUUUGGGUGCUCCAAUCCAGCUGGAUAAACAUGCCGAGUCGAAUAACUCGCCUGCAAAUGGUCCGGAAGCUAAGCGGGCAGUUCUGCUAGACGUGGUACUCGAAAGGGACGAAGAUGGGGGUGUCUCUGAAGCCGCAGAAAACAUAAUCAAGCAGCUAGGAACUCCCUUGAAUGCAUCAGCAUACGCCUACAAUGCCACUGCUAGCACGUCAACGCACCAUAGGCAGGGAAGCAAUAGCGGCGAUCAGUCCGGCCGACAGACUGGCAGAACGCCUACCAAGCCCGUCAAAGUGGACAAGGCCAGGUUGGCAAGUCUGGUACACGAGCUACAGGACACGGAAAAGAGGUACUUGAAACGGAUAGCAUGUCUGAAGAACUCUUAUGCGGACCCUCUACGCAAGUUCGCAAGACGGUCCGAAACGAUGAUCAUACCCGUAUACGAUGCCAAGGUCAUGUUUGCCAAUAUUGACACGGUGGUCGAAGCGGCAGAGAGGUUCUGCCAUGACCUGCAAGAGGUGGAUUUGACGGGCAGAGCGAGGGACAGAAACAUCGGCGACGUCUGCCUUCAUCAUUUGAAAGGACUCAAGACGCUCGAUUGCUAUCGGACCUAUUAUGAUAAGCAGGACGAAUCGCAACGGAGCUUUCGAAGCAUGUUGAAGCGCCCAUCGUUUGAGACUUUUACCGACUCUGUCAAGUACCAGACGUCCGGCAUCGGGAACAUUGGAGUUCGCGAGCUUUUGGCAGAACCGGUACAGCGAAUACCUCGCUACACACUGCUUUGGCAAGGUAUGGUUGACAGCAUGAGUCCGCAUGAUUCGCAGAGGCAAAAACUCGAAGAAUGCAUCGAGAUUGCUUCCAAGAUCGCUAUGUGCGAGACUGACGAGCGUACUAAGCGGGCGACCGUGAUGUACUGUCUGGAGCGGACCGUUGACGGCUUCCCCGCGAAUCUGAUAUCAAACAAUCGAGACUUUAUCGAUUGUAUCGAUGCGGAUGAUAUUUUAUACGAUCGACCGCAAGGACGACCUAGCCUGCACCUCUCAGCAUCGAACCCUUCAUUCUCCAAUCUGAGUUUGUCUCCGUCAGGCCGACCUCUGUCGCCCGGUGGACACUCGAGCAGCAACGGCAACCUCAAUUGCACGCUGUUCCUCUUUGACGACAAGCUCGUUAUCGCCGAACGACAGCAUCCUGCUGUGAACGGGAGAAAGGCUACGGGCUUGGACGAUCUGAACAAGAUGAUGAGAGGAGGUGGCGGACUGCUCGGGCUCGCUCAGAGUGGGGCGCAUUUGACUAAGGACAAGCUCAGCUUCAAGGGUAUUGUGGACCUAUUUGAUAUAACGGCUGUCGGCUUGGACGGCGGAGAUUUUCAGCUCGCUUUCCGCGCUCCUCCCACUGACCAAGUCGACAAGUGGGCAGGUCGGCCUGUGCGGAAUUACACAGUGGUUCACCCCCCUCUGCCGCCCAACACCGAUACCUCGGCCGCUAGUCUGGAUCGACAGAAGUUCAUCAAGAAAUUGUGGACUGCACAGGCCCUGAUGCGAACGAAACCUAUCGCGUCAGCUCCGAAAGGCUCGAUGCAGUCGCAGGGUAUCGGUCUACCUACAGCUUACAUGGCUGUACAAAACCAUGUCGUGGAAUCUCGUAGCCGCAACCGCGAACAUAUUGCCCUGUAUACCAACCUAUGGGCCAGAAAUGCUUGGGAAAGCAGCCAUAUUAAGACUAAGACGGUUGUGCAGAUCAACUCAAUGGCACCUUCCGCCGACCUUUCCGCGGGUGACAACAGCGAUCCAUCCACGAUUGUGAGACUGGAUGGUCAUCAGGCUAAUCGCUGCAAUAUAUCAAUCGCUUACGCCCGGAACGGACGACUAGACAAAGAUCAGGAAGACUGUGGUCUGGGCGAUGCGAUCGACCGCGCCAUUCAAUUGGUGCACGCCAUCGGCGAUCUCCUCCCUGCACCUGUGCAAGGCUCAUCGUCACAGCCGACGACCCCAACCAGUGCAAGAAGCCGUCCCGCUCUGAUGACCUUGGAUACGUUGUCGCGAAGCCUCUUUGGAAAUCAAAGCAUCUCUUCGCGAUCGAAAUCGACUGUUAGCCGCUCGUCGACCCUGGACACCUCGCGAUUCUCUAUAGACACCAAAUCCACUGCGGCUACUUCCUUCGACUCUGACCACGGCGUCAAAACGAUGGGGGAGUACAGUCCCGGCAGAAGCACAGCAGGCAGUCGGUCGGGCAGUCAGGAAUUGGAUCGCUCUUCCGGCUUGUUUGCCUUGAACGAGAUCGGGGGUGACUCUGAAGCGGAUCUGAAUGCGCGACUCGACCUGGCGAAGAUCAAUUCGAUAUCGACCACCCAAAUGAUGCAGGUGAUGAGCGCUGACGAUGUGUCAGAAAUGGGAGGCAUCGCCCGAACAGCCGUUUCGAGAACUUCGCCGCCUCGAGGAGCUUUGCAUGUUCGAAACCGGACGCCUAGUCCUCCUCCUGAUGACUCGGACGAAUUGAUGACUAUCAAGCCAAUCAACCUGCCAGUCAGCGCUACCAGGCCGUUGAACCUAGCACGUGGCCGGACACCAUCACCCACUAAGGGACCGAGACCGUUGCCAUCCCCUCGGCCAUUGGGUGUGGACUUGGAACCCGCUUCGAGCACAACUCUCACUGCGACUGCCUCUACUCCGUUAGUAUCUCCUGGCCGGUUACUCGGACCACGUCAACCGACGAUCAAGCGAGAACGGUCCAUUGCGCCGGCCGGCACGGCAAGAGUGGUCUCUGGUGCCGGUCGUAAGGUAUCGACGGGAAGGCCGACCAUGCCUCUCAAGGAUAGUCCUAUCGAGACAGAUGUUUCGCCCACGUCGCCCUUAAUCCACAAACGGAAUCGCUCAGACGAAGUACUCGCGCCGCGGAAGAGAUCGUUUGACAGGCACACCAUACCGAAAUCCUUCGAGAGCGAGAUGGGAGACGGAGCGGACGCGGCGCCCCGGGCUCUGCCCAAUCCACCACAGGCUGUCAGCGAUUCUGGUAUCUUUCCACCUCAGAUGAUGCUGGUCGAACCGACACCUCUGGAGCCAGAAACGGACGUCUUCUGGGAUCCUAGUUCGAGCGAGGCGGAUCAUUCGUCAAAAGCCGCUACUACUGCUCGGCAACUCAAGGUCGAGCUCGAGAGACUGGACUCUGCCGUUGGAAAGGGAAUUGCUACCAAGCAGAGACAGAAGUUGGUCGUGGAAGGGUCUCCGGGACUGAUAAGAUCCCCACCUAGCAGGAAAUUAUCGACACACGUAUCUGUAGACGCCGAUCGAUCGGCUUCGCUAUCCUCGCGUCGCAAUGCGGCGAAUAAUACGAGCAAAACGGAGCUGGAUGCUAGUUUCAUCCAUCGUUGGAUCACCAACGCCUCGGCGCUGCUCGAGCAGGUCACUGAGAAUCUCUCGCGCGCCGAAUGUGACAAGGUUCAGUUGAGAGAAGAAGCAGAGACGUAUCAUCAACAAGCGAUCUCGUCAUCCCUCGAGGUCAACAGCUUACAAGGCCGACUGGCUCGAGCGACGUCUAAGGCGGAUCUAGCGAAAUCUCAGAUUCGUGAUCUAACGGCAGAGCUGGAGACGGUGUACGAGACAUUUAACGUCGAGCUCGACAGCUUGUUCACCGAUAUGCAGUUGCCGCCUACAGAAGCAUUCAAGGCGUUGACAAGGGACGUUCAAGAAACCAAAGCGAAACGCAACGAUUUGCACCUGGAAAACAUACGCCUACGGCGAGAGUUGCAAGAGUCGAACAGACAGAGAGAAGAGCUGUCACGGCUGUUGAGGGCAUACGGCAAUACUUGAUCUUGUGGCAGCAUAGCCACCUUGCUGGAAAUAGUGGCCUACUAUAAUGAUGUGCGUUCGUUGUAAUUUCAUACGCUGGCACGUACCCCCAUACCCUCCCCCGGUCACGAUCGGUAGGAUGACCUUGAUAUGCAUGUAUAUGCGACGGGUAUGAGAGGAUCCGAUGUUCGUGAUGUUAACGACAGUCAGUGAUCGACGAGAGGUUGGAGGAUGUAUCGGAU